AUGGUCUGCCGCUGGUUCCUCGCCAUGGCCGAAGCCGGCUUCGCCCCCGGCGUCCCCUACCUCCUAUCCUUCUUCUACCGCCGCCGCGAACUCGGCCUCCGCUGCGGCAUCUUCCUCUCCGCCGCCCCCCUCGCAACAACCUUCGCCGGCGCCCUCGCCUACGCCAUAACCAGCACCCCUUCCCCCCCUCUCCCGCCCUGGCGCCUCCUCUUCCUAAUCGAAGGCCUCCCCACCCUCAUCUUAGCCAUCAUCCUCUACUUCCACCUCCCUUCCUCCCCCACCACCGCCCCGGUCCUCACCCCAACCGAACUUUCCGUCGCCAAAGCCCGUUUAUCCCUCCACACCCCCCAGCAAGGUCAAACCCCCACCGGCUGGCGAAGCAUCUCCCCCCGCGAAAUCCUCUCCACCUUUGAAAGUCUGCAAACCCUCCUCCCCUCCCUAAUGUACUUCUCCCUCAACGUCUCCUUCUCCUCCUUACCUGUAUUCCUCCCCUCCAUCCUCUCCUCCAUGUCCCUUUCCCCAAACACCUCCACCGCACAGGGUCUCACCGCCCCGCCUUACCUCCUCUCCUUUCUCAUCUGCAUCCUGUCCACUUACCUCGCCGACAAAACCCAGCAACGCGGCCUGACAAUCAUUUGUCUUUCCCUCGUCGGCGGGGCGGGGUACGUGCUACUAGCAACCCUGCCAGAACACCUCGUUUCGGUCCGGUAUUUUUCUGUUUUCUUGGCUGCCGGGGGUGUCUUUCCUAGUAUAGCCAAUGUCCUUCCGUGGACAUUGAAUAACCAGGGGAGCGACACCAAACGGGGGGUGGGCAUCGCGGUGCUGAAUAUGGUCGGGCAGUGCGGGCCGCUGUUGGGGACGAGGCUGUUCCCCGAGGGGGACAGGCCUGGGUAUACAAAGGGGAUGGUGGUCUGUGCGGUGUUUAUGUUUGUUAAUGCCGGGCUGGCGGCGGGGUUGAGGUGGCAUUUUGCGAGGAAAAAUAAGAGGCUAGAGGAGAGGGAGAGGGCUCAGGUGGUGUUGAGGGUGGGGGAUGGAGGGAGGAGGGAGGAUGGGGAGAGGGAGGGGAUGGUUGGGUUUAGGUAUGUUUUGUGA
This is a messenger RNA of Podospora anserina S mat+, 1092 nucleotides long. RefSeq lists its product as uncharacterized. Gene Ontology annotation, molecular function: transmembrane transporter activity. NCBI's taxonomy places the organism in Eukaryota, Fungi, Ascomycota, Sordariomycetes, Sordariales, Podosporaceae. The record is from RefSeq and is a predicted model, not a curated record. The transcript has a single exon. The coding region runs from base 1 to 1092 and encodes 363 amino acids. Gene Ontology annotation, biological process: transmembrane transport. Gene Ontology annotation, cellular component: membrane.